This is a messenger RNA of Motacilla alba alba, 700 nucleotides long. RefSeq names its product mediator complex subunit 28 (gene MED28). NCBI's taxonomy places the organism in Eukaryota, Metazoa, Chordata, Aves, Passeriformes, Motacillidae. The record is from RefSeq and is a predicted model, not a curated record. The transcript has 4 exons. Bases 38 to 556 code for a protein of 172 amino acids. Gene Ontology annotation, cellular component: mediator complex.
CCCCGCUCCCGCCGCAUGCGCGGCCGCCGCUGCCGCCAUGGCGGGCGCGCUGGGCGGAAUGUUCGGCUCCCAGGCGCCGGGGCCUCCGCCGCCGGGCCCGCCCGGCCUCAUCCCGCCGCCCGCGGGGCCGCGCAACCCCAACAGCACGCUGGUGGACGAGCUGGAAGCGUCCUUUGAGGCCUGCUUCGCCUCGCUGGUGAGCCAGGACUACGUGAACGGCACGGACCAGGAGGAGAUCCGCACCGGUGUUGAUCAGUGCAUCCAAAAGUUUCUGGAUGUUGCAAGACAAACUGAAUGUUUUUUUCUACAAAAAAGACUGCAGCUAUCAGUCCAGAAACCAGAACAAGUAAUUAAAGAGGAUGUUUCAGAAUUAAAAAAUGAAUUGCAGAGAAAAGAAGCAUUAAUUCAGAAGCAUUUGGGUAAACUACGACACUGGCAACAGGUCCUGGAAGACAUCAGUGUACAGCACAAAAAGCCUGCAGAAAUGCCUCAAGGUCCAUUAGCUUACCUAGAACAAGCGUCUGCCAAUAUUCCUGCUCCAAUGAAGCAAACAUAAUCUUCAGUUUUACACAGCUCAAUAUUUUAAAAGCAAUGGUGUUCUUUGUAUGCUUUUUGUAUAAUGUAAUUUAUACUGCAAAUAUAGUUAAACAAUUAAGCCAAAUAAAUUUUCAUGUUUUCUUAUUUUCUUUUAUUACAGAAA